UAUUAACCCACGAAGUAGAAAUUGAGGUAGAAAUCUUGGAACAGAGAUAACUUAAUCCUUAUUUUUUUAUUGAAUGGAAGUCUCCAACUCUUUCCCCAAAUUACUGAAAAAAUAGAGAGUUGGGAGGUAGAGGCCAGCCAACAACUGGAUUUCCAUUUCCCGAUCUGAAGCCAUUCGGAGAGACAGUGGAAUGACGGCGUUUGUAAAUCUGGAAGAUUCUCCUAUGUUCCACAAGCAAGUAAGGUCUUUGGAACUUAAUGCAGAUGAACUGAGAGACCGCUGCCAAAAGCUAUAUAAGGGCUGUAGAAAAUACAAUGAAACACUAGAGGAAGCCUACAGGGGGGAUAAUAUCUUUGCAGACUCAUUGGAGGCGUUUGGCGGAGGCCAAGAUGAUCCUGUCAGUGUGUCAGUUGGAGGCCCAAUUAUGUCAAAAUUUGUUUCUGCAUUUAGGGAGAUUGCAACAUAUAAGGAACUUCUUCGUUCUCAGGUGGAGCAUGUACUGAUUGAUCGCUUGACUGAGUUUUUGUCUGUUGAUCUGCAAGCUGUCAAGGAAUCUCGUUACAGAUUUGAUAAGGCUGAUUCUGCUUAUGACCAGGCACGGGAGAAGUUUGCCUCUUUAAAGAAGAGUACACAUGCUGAUGUAGUAACUGGACUCGAAGAAGACCUACACAACUCAAAGUCAGCUUUCGAAAGAAGCCGCUUUAAUUUAGCAAAUGCUCUCAUGAAUAUUGAAGCAAAAAAGAAGUAUGAGUUCCUGGAGUCUAUUAGUGCAAUUAUAGAUGCUCAUCUAAGAUACUUUAAGUUGGGAUAUGAAUUGUUGAGCCAAAUGGAACCAUUCAUUCAUCAGGUUUUGACAUAUGCCCAACAGUCAAAAGAACAGACGAAUAUCGAACAAGACAGGCUUGCCAGAAGGAUUCAGGAAUUCAGGACACAGGCAGAGCUAGAUCUUAUGCAGGCAUCUAGUAACAUUAGUACUCAAGCAAGUAAUUUUCGCGCUAAUGGGGUUGGUAUGAGUUCAAACAAAAAUAUAGAAGCAAUUAUGCAGUCCAGUGCAAAUGGUGAAGUCCAAACAAUCAAGCAGGGAUAUAUUUUGAAAAGAUCUACAAGUUCGAAGGCUGAUUGGAAGAGGAGAUUUUUUGUUCUCGACAGUCUUGGCAACUUAUACUAUUAUAGGCACAAGGGUCCCAAACCAGGGGGAUCUCCACCACCAGGUGUGGAUCACAACAAGGUAUUUAGUAGAUUUAGAGCAAGGUAUCAAAAGUCGUCUUCUCAUGGAGAAGAAAGUUUGGGCUUUCAUGCUGUUGAUCUUCGUACUUCAAUAAUAAAAGUUGAUGCCGAAGAUACAGAUUUGCGGCUAUGCUUCAGAAUAAUUUCACCAUCAAAAACUUACACAUUGCAGGCUGAAAAUGAAGCUGAUAGAAUUGACUGGAUGAAUAAAAUAACUGGAGUCAUUGCUUCCCUCUUAAAUUCUCAUUUGCAUGGGCUAGAUGUUGGCAAAACUAUUGUGAAGAGUGGUACUGCCAGUUCUGGUGCUUGCAUUGAUGACAUUUCACUUGACAACAUUGCUAGACAAUUGCCGAGUGUGCCAACUGGUCAAGUUGAGUCUGUCUCUAAAAUUCUUAGAGAAAUUCCAGGGAAUGACAAGUGUGCAGAAUGUGGGGCUUCUGAAGCUGAUUGGGCUUCUCUUAAUCUUGGGAUUUUGGUGUGCAUAGAAUGCUCUGGCAUUCAUAGAAAUCUUGGUGUUCAUAUCUCUAAGGUAAGGUCCAUAACUUUAGAUGUCAGAGUUUGGGAACCUACUGUCAUGGAUUUGUUUCAAACUUUGGGUAAUUCAUAUUGCAACUCUAUUUGGGAGGAGAAGCUUUUACGUCCAAACCAUGGGAUAAAAAGCAAUGUUUUGAAACCAAAGUCCCUAGAUGCUUUUCAGAAAAAAGAGAAGUACAUCAUGUCAAAGUAUGUUGAAAAGCUGUUUAUCAAUAAAGAAGCUCUACUAUAUAACAUGAAUGAUGUUAUCACUAGCAUCUGGGAUGCAGUAAAGGCAGGCAAUUUGAGGGAAGUCUAUCGAAUAAUCGUGGCAUCUGAUGCAAAUACAAUCAAUGCCACUUAUGAUGAGGUGGUUGGUGCAUCACUAUGUCAUGCUUUUUCUGAGCAGGAAUCACUAAGAGGAUUUCACGACUCUAAAAAGAAACGCUAUGAUCCAGCAGCCUGUGAAAAUAUCAAGCAGUGUCUUCAAGGGUGUUCAAUAUUACAUCUAGCGUGCCGCUCUGAUAAUCCUGCAAUUGUUGAACUGCUGCUGCAAUUUGGUGCGGACAUAAAUUGGCGUGACUUGCAUGGAAGAACUGCUCUGCAUCAUUGCAUCUCAACAGGGAAUAACCAAUUAGCCAAAUUUUUGCUUAGAAGAGGGGCUCGUGCUUCAGUUAGAGAUGCUGGGGGUUUCAGUGUACUCGAAAGGACCAUGGAAAUGGGUGCAAUCACCGAUGACGAACUGUUUGUCUUGCUUGCUGAGAGUGAGUGAGUUGGCGGGGUUUCUAUUUCGAACAUGAUUCCUCUGAAGCAGUUUGGUAACUGGAAUGGAAAGAAAGCUGUUUGAAGUUGGAUUAUUUCCAAAGAUUGGUAAUUAUUUUUAUCGUUCCCAUUGUUGUAAUGUUUUACUCCGUAUUAUAUAUAUUUGAACAUAGGUUGAAUGAUAGUACAGACCAAACAUAGGGCCUGGAUCCUCUGUCCCUCCUCCGUGUUCCAACUCUGUGUCCCACCAUUCACAUUCUGCCACGCUAUCUCACCACCCUUCAAAGAUGAAUUUAGAGGUGUGUGUGUGGGGGGGGGGGGUUAUGUGGCACAAUGUGAAUGGUGGAACAGAGAGUUGGAACAUGAAGGAGAGACAGAGGAUCCAAGCCCCCCAAGAGACUAGUUUGUAAAUCUUUCAUCUGUUGUGUGUAUGUGGCAAAACAUUUGUAGUCAUUGACUAUCCUCUGAUAUUGAAGUGCUAGACUAUUAUAGCAUAAAAAUAAAUUACUGUUUCAUGC
Molecule: messenger RNA, 3020 nt
Organism: Cuscuta campestris
Lineage: Eukaryota; Viridiplantae; Streptophyta; Magnoliopsida; Solanales; Convolvulaceae
Source: the annotation of a GenBank genome assembly